GGGCAGACAAUAGAGUAGAACAGCAGCUUGCAUGAAAGUCAACGUGGAUCCUUCGUCUCCUCCUCCAUUCUCCUUCCUACCAACUCCCCCUUCUCUUUUUCAUUUCAUUUUCUCUAUAAAUGAAUAAAUAAAUUCACUCCUUCGCUUUCACCCACCAAUCCACUAAUACAUAAAAGCGAUCACCAUUUCCAAUUAUCUUAAUCGAAGUUCCAUUGUUAAUUAAUUGGGGGGAAAAGGAUGAUGCUUGUGAACUGUUCCAAUUGCCACACACCCUUACAACUUCCACAGGGAGCAAAGUCCAUACGCUGCGCCAUCUGCCGAGCCGUCACACUAAUCGCUGAUCCUCGCACUGCCCCGCCACCUCCACCUUCAGCCUACAAUAACCACUACUAUCCUCCUCCAGCCCCAGCCCCAGUCCCAGCCCCAGCCCCUGCCCCUGCCCCUGCUCCUUAUAAUUACCACUCGACUACUUCCGGUCAACAUACGUCGUCCCGAAAGAGAGCUGUGAUUGUGGGGAUUUCCUAUAAGAACACGAAGAAUGAACUCAAGGGAUGCAUCAAUGAUGCCAAAUGUAUGAAGUUCUUGCUUACCAAUCGCUUCAACUUUCCACAAGACUCCAUUAUCAUGCUUACUGAAGAAGAGAGAGAUCCAUACAGAAUUCCGACAAAACAUAAUAUAAGAAUGGCAAUGUACUGGCUUGUGCAAGGUUGUCAGGCAGGGGAUUCUUUGGUGUUUCAUUAUUCUGGUCAUGGUUCCCAACAAAGAAAUUACACUGGAGAUGAAGUUGAUGGGUUCGAUGAAACACUUUGUCCCUUGGAUUUUGAAACGCAGGGAAUGAUUGUUGAUGAUGAAAUUAAUGCAACACUUGUUAGGACUCUUCCGCGUGGAGCUAAGCUUCAUGCUAUUAUAGAUGCUUGUCACAGUGGUACUAUGCUUGAUCUACCAUUUCUUUGUAGGAUGGACAGGACUGGACGAUAUGUAUGGGAAGAUCAUCGUCCUCGAUCAGGAGCAUGGAAAGGAACAAGUGGUGGAGAGGUGAUAUCCUUCAGCGGUUGUGAUGAUGAUCAAACCUCGGCUGAUACGGAUAAUUUGUCCAAGGUCACUUCAACUGGUGCGAUGACCUUUUCCUUCAUCCAAGCAAUCGAACACGGACAAGGAACUACAUACGGAGGUAUUCUAAAUGCAAUGAGAUCUUCCAUUCGCAGUUGUGAUAGUGGUUUAGGGGGUGGCAUUGUGACAUCUCUUCUGACAAUGAUGAUUACGGGAGGCAGUGUUGGCAUUGGAAUAAGACAGGAGCCACAGUUGACAGCAAAUGAGCCAUUUGAUGUGUAUACCAAACCAUUUACGUUGUAGCAUCUUAUCAAGCAACACUACCAACUUAAGGUUUUCAACUUUUCAUAUAGCUUUGGGUGUUGAGUUCCUGUUCAGUUACUAAGAAGGCACUUGUAGAGUAUUCAGAUUCUUAUGUUAUUCAAUUUCAUACAAAUUAAUCAUUCAUGUAAAACUGUGAUUGUUGUAAUGGGAAUUACUGGAGUAUAAAUCCAUAUCUAUGCUUUACCAGUUUCACCUU
Solanum dulcamara is the source of this 1570-nucleotide messenger RNA. Its product is annotated as metacaspase-1-like. Gene Ontology annotation, biological process: proteolysis. The record is from RefSeq and is a predicted model, not a curated record. Gene Ontology annotation, molecular function: cysteine-type endopeptidase activity. The transcript has 5 exons. The coding region runs from base 238 to 1353 and encodes 371 amino acids. NCBI's taxonomy places the organism in Eukaryota, Viridiplantae, Streptophyta, Magnoliopsida, Solanales, Solanaceae.